AUGAUUCAACAUCUGAUAGUCAUCUUUCUUGGUGUUUUAGAAGUGAUUUCGGCUCGAACACCAGCCGGACAGAAUUUGAUUUUUUAUUUUAGUUGAUGGGUAUGGAUCAACACUUUUGAAUAAUUCAAAACCAGACUCGACUUUUGGUAAGUUCCCAGAGAGUUUUGAAAAUUAAAAAAAAUCGAAUUUUUCAGGUGUCCGACAUUUAGCCACUAAUGGUGUUCAGGUAGAUUAUGUUACUCCAAGUUUUCCAACACACACAUGGCCACAGUGGAUGAGUUUAGCAACAGGUAGGAUAUUGAAACAGUUUCAAACUGUAAGAAAAAUUCAUUUUACUACCCUAAAUUGUUAGAAUUCAAAAUUAAAAAAAAAUUUUGAGGUAGAUCAAAAAAGUUUUUCUCUUAAUCUAUUAUUUUGAACGCCCAAAGUUUGCCGUUCAAUGUUUUCAGUUGUUUAAAAAAAGUUCACAGUCUACACAAAAAUCACAUGAUUUUCAAGAAAUUUGAGAAUUAUCCCACCUGUUGUUGUUGACUUUUCAUUUCAAUAUUUCACUGAAAAACUGCCAUUUCCAGCCGGAAACUCUCCAAAAUCAUGUGUGGGUGUUCAUAAAAAGCAGACGUGUUCAGAGAUGAUCCAUUUUCUUGAUCAUCAUUAUUUUUAUUAUCGAUGUUAGUUUUCUGAAACAUGUUUUCUCUCCUCUCGUCUCGUUGUCGUUUGUUUUCAAACAUCACAGAAAUGCAUUACAUAGUCUCCUGAUAAAUUUGAGACAAGAGCAAAAAAUUUGAUGAAUUGAAUAUUCAAAAAGACACAUGUUGUUGGAUUGGGUUGUAAAUUGAGUUUUUCGUGAUAUAUGUAUUUUCUGUGUGUUUCGAAAUUUGAAACCGCUCAAUGUAAGAACAAGAUGUAUACAUAUUUUUUCCAGGUUUAUAUACAGAGAAUCAUGGAUUCACAGCGGAUUACAUGUGGGACUCACAAACAAAUAAAUCAUUUGAAAGAGGAAGUGGUCCAGAUGAUCAAGACGAUGUUUGGUGGAAGGAUGCUAGAGCCCCAUUUUGGUAUACCGCUGGAAAAGCUGGUGUUGAUGUGCAUUGUUAUUGGUUUGCUCAUUGUCAUGUAAGCAUUUACUAGCAAGUUACCAUAAAUAGUUUUUGGGAUAAAACAUAGUCAUUUUUUUCAUUUUUUACCCGAGAAAUAUGACAUUUAGCCUUUUUUCUGAUUCCAGAAACUAGUCAUUAUAUUAUUAUUUUAUCCAUAUUUUUUGUAGAGAACAUUCUAUGAUAUGGUUGUUCAAGUUCCACCAAACCGAUGGGCCAAUUUGGAUGAUGAACAUCAAACUGACAACUUCAGAGAGAUUUUCCCAGAAAUUAUCAACAAGAUUAAGAAGUAUCAAGGUUAUAAAAGACAGGUAAGAUAUUGGAUGGAGAGAAUACAGUAGUUUUUCAUCUGAAAAAAUUAUUCGAAUAAAUUUCAAUGCAAAUUGACUCUUGGCCUACAGAAAUUUCAAUUUCGCCCAUUUUAUUUCGAUAUACUUUUCCAAAAAAAAUGCUUGUUUUUUCAGAUGUUCUUAAUUCGCUAUGCAAAUAUUGGAGUUGCCCAAAGAAAAUAUGCUCCAGGAUCUGAUGAGAUUGAAUCCGCCGUGUCACUUUUUGAUCUUUACAUCAAUGAACUUCAGGUAACCUUCCCAUUUCCCUCUCAUCUUAUCCCAACUCCAAAUAUACCCAUAUUUUCAGCAACAACUCGAAGACAAUGAUUUAUUUUCAUCAACAAAUCUUGUUGUAAUGUCUGAUCACGGUUAUACACCACUCAAAAAAGACGAUGAAUUUGUUAUGGAAAUUUGCCUCCCAGAUUUUGCAAUUGUCAAAAAAGUUGUUAAUUCACAUUCUAUGGCUAUGGUUUACACCGAUAAUGAAGACGCAACUACUGUGAGUUACACUAAUUUGAAAAAAAUAAAGAAAUGAAAAACAUUUUUUAAUUAUUCAGGCUCACUAUGAAUUCAGUGUUUGUGAGAGUUGGUCACCAAUGGGUGAUUAUGAUAGUGAUGAUUCACCCUUUGUUAAAACUCAUAGUGUAAGUAUUUUAAUCAUGGGCGGGUUUUGGAUAUUUUUUAUGCGAAAAUUUUAAAAAUUUUAAAGUUUGAAAAAACUAAAGAAUUUCUAGAAAAAUUAAUAUGAUUUUUUAUUUUGAAUCAUCGAGUUCAGAUUUUAUUUUUAAAAAAUUGUUUAGAAAAAUUGUUUCUGGAUAAAAAAAAGUAAGUGAACUUCUUAAUUUCAGGUCGCCGAAAUCCCAGACGAUCUUCAUUGGAAACAUUCAGCUCAUAUGAGUGGAGUUGUAUUGAUGACAAAACCAGGAACAAUUCUUGUUACAAAAGAACUGCCAUCAGUCCCAUCAGCUGCAAAACAAUUAGUCGAACAAAAACAAGCAUCAGGUUGGGACCCAUCAGUUGAAGAUAUGAAAGCGAUUUUCGUCGCUCGUGGACCAGCAUUCCGUCAAAACGAGAGAUUUGGACCAAUUGAAACUGUUGAUGUUUAUCAAAUGAUCUUGAAUAUUUUGAGUCUUGAAGCAUCUCAUCCACAUAAUGGAACAUGGGCAAAUAUUGAGAAUAUGUUAACGGAAGGAUGGGAAGAUAGACAGAAAACCGAAAAAUCAGCAAAUUCUUUUUCUUCUUUUUCUAUUCUUUUCUUUUAUAUUCCUGUGCUUUUGUUGUCAUUAUACUCAUAUCUAGUGUGA
Messenger RNA from Caenorhabditis angaria, 2727 nucleotides. NCBI's taxonomy places the organism in Eukaryota, Metazoa, Nematoda, Chromadorea, Rhabditida, Rhabditidae. The record is from the annotation of a GenBank genome assembly.